UAUUUCUGGUCUGUGGCUCAAAGGGAUCGAGAAAAAGCUCUGUCCAAUGUCCAUGGCAGCGGUCAUCAAGUUCGUAGCUUCUCCUCUACACACGUCAUUUUCAGUCAAACGGAUUCAUCAUGAACCUUUCUCUCUCAAGAACUCUUCCCCAUCUCGGACCGUGAUUGCUUCCAAAGCACCGGGUAAUUUGGAAACUCAUGGGUCUGAUCGUGUCAAUUACAAAAACAAGCGUGUUGGUUUGAUCCCUUGUUCGCUAUCUUCAAUUGAGAUUGUCCCUCAGAAGACGAAACUAAAUUUAAAUUUCGAAACUUUGUUCGGUCAACGAGCUCUGUGGCGAAAGAUCUUGUUUGAUUCUACGAAAUUUAGAAGUAUCAUUCUUCUGAAUGCCAUUACAAUCGUUUAUGCUAGUGAUAUUGCAGUUGUUAAAGAGGUUGAAAAGAUCAUGGAUCCUGCAGCUUUUAAUGUUGUGAGGUUUGUUGUGGCUGCGAUUCCGUUCACUCCUUUUGUUGUGCGGGCGUUGAAUGAUGCUAAAACGCGUAAUUCGGGGAUUGAGUUAGGUUUCUGGGUUAGUUUAGGGUAUCUAAUGCAAGCAAUUGGUCUUCUAACAUCUGAUGCUGGUCGUGCAUCAUUUAUAUCCAUUUUCACUAUAAUUGUGGUUCCAUUGCUUGAUGGUAUGCUUGGAGCUAUAAUACCUGCACGCACGUGGUUUGGAGCUUUAAUGUCUAUCUUGGGAGUCUGGAUGCUGGAAUCCAGUGGUUCUUCUCCAUGUAUUGGUGACUUGUUUAAUUUCUUAAGCGCUGUGUUCUUUGGAGUUCAUAUGCUAAGGACAGAACAUAUCUCACGAACUACAACUAAGGACAAGUUCUUACCCCUUCUAGGCUAUGAGACAUGUGUCGUUGCUCUGUUUUCGAUGGUGUGGUAUUUUGGUGGGACAUGGUCUACUAUUUUUCAAGAUUAUGACCCAUCUUCCUGGACAUGGGACUCAUCUUGGGAAUGUAUGGUUGCGUUUCCAUGGAUACCUGCGCUGUACACCGGUGCUUUUUCAACUGGUGUUUGUCUGUGGAUCGAGAUGACUGCCAUGUGUGAUGUAUCUGCCAGUGACACGGCUGUGAUCUAUGGUUUGGAGCCUCUAUGGGGUGCGGGGUUUGCAUGGUUCAUCCUUGGUGAGCGGUGGGGAACAGCUGGGUGGAUCGGAGCUGCUCUUGUGCUAGGUGGCAGCCUAAUUGUGCAGUUGUUUGGUUCUUCACCGCCACCAAAAAAUCCCUUAGAAGGUGAAGUGAGUAGAGAAGAAAAUGAUUGUGCAUCUAUUUCCAACAAGCAAAGGCGCUUCUCAACCUCACCCAUAACGGUUAGAUCGCAAAAAAACACGUCUAAACUAUUGGAGAAGUAAAAGAAGACUCGUCCAUCUGUGACUUAUUCAAGUCUCAAGAGGCGAGCCUUAGUGUUACCCUGAGGCUUGGAAUGUGAAUUAUGUAAAGUUCCCUUACAGUUUUGAGAUGUAUACUCAUCUUGAGAAGGCCUAUCUUUUGGUGGAGAUUCAGAUUCUUGGUGAAUCAGUUCCCCAAAUGAGUCUUGUCUGUGAAGAGAACAAAGAAAUUAUUAAUAUAAGCUGGCGUAAAUGCUAGGCAUGGUACA
Messenger RNA from Capsella rubella, 1635 nucleotides. RefSeq lists its product as uncharacterized. The coding region runs from base 47 to 1390 and encodes 447 amino acids. The record is from RefSeq and is a predicted model, not a curated record. Gene Ontology annotation, cellular component: membrane. Lineage: Eukaryota; Viridiplantae; Streptophyta; Magnoliopsida; Brassicales; Brassicaceae. The transcript is spliced from 7 exons.